This is a messenger RNA of Striga asiatica, 414 nucleotides long. The record is from the annotation of a GenBank genome assembly. NCBI's taxonomy places the organism in Eukaryota, Viridiplantae, Streptophyta, Magnoliopsida, Lamiales, Orobanchaceae.
AUGCGUGCCGUCUUCAAGUUCCUUUGCCUGCUCAUCAUCAUUUGUCUCCUCCUUACGUCUGUAGUUGCACGUUCCGGCGGUGGAAGCCGUGGCGGAUCAAGAGGCGGCCGCACCACCGGCGGUGGCCGUGGAACUAAUUUUGUGCGCCCUUUGCCGAACGGUAGUGGUCGGUCUAUUAACAACGGCCGGUCCACUAGCAGCAGCCCAACUACAUCUAUGAGAUGGUUCUACUUCUAUACAGUCAUCGUCACAAUCGAUCGGUUCUCGGAUAUUCCAAUAUCUGAAAAAUCAUCACUUACUGUUGGUGUUGACCUUCCCAAUGGAUUUUUCAUGGGAGGCCGGCCAUUUCUGAUCUCGAUUUUUUUUGUAGACGCCAUUCGUUCUCUAUGUAUAUUGACGCCCCCUUGGUGCUGA